GAGAGAGAGAAGAGGAGGACGGAGGAGUUCGAGAAGAAGAGGAAAGAGAAGAGGAGAGGAGAGGAGAGGAGAGAGAAAGAGAAGGAGAAAAGGGAAAGAAGAGACGGAAAUGAAGUGGGGGGUGGGCUUGGCUGUAUUUAGGGUUUGGUAUUUUUUAUUAAUUUUUUUUAAAAUUAAAUUCCGACGGAUAUAAAUUCCGUCUGAAAUUUAGUGUUCUGACGGAAAAUUAAUCCGACGGGUUUCCAACGAAAUUUUUGAAUUCGUCGGAAAUAUCCGAUGGAAAAUAAAUCUGUCGAAAUUACCGAUUAUUCCGACGGAAUUACGUGUCCGUCGAAACCAGUCCGUUGGAAUUCGACCUGAUUUUUGUAGUGUACCAAAACAAUACUUCCUGUAUCAAUACAUGCCAACGGAUGGAAGUGUUGCCGCAGGCAAUAUAUUCCACCUCGCAACAUGGAAUAGUAAGGUCGAAUUUUUAGAAGAAGCAAAAGAAAUAUUACCUAAAGAUAUCCAACACGCCCUCCUUUACCAAAAAGAUCAGAGGAAUAAUUGGAAUCCUCUUCAUGUUGCGGCCAUGGUAAAGUCGAAAAGUGUUGAACUCAUUCGACACAUCCUUGACGUGUGCAAACCAUGGGUCGGACCACGACAAGCACGAUUAUUCUAUGAUAACAGGCCCUGGUUAGCAGUUUCACGGACCUUGAAGACGCCGUUGCACUUGGCUAUUGAAAAGAAAAAUGAAGAGGGUGCGAUGGCAAUUUUAUUGUUAAUGGAUGAUGAUGAUGUAGAAGAGGUUUGUAACAUGGUUGACAUAUAUGGGAACAACCCACUCUUUCUUGUUGUAUAAAAUGGGUUAAACGAUGUUGCUGAAAAGAUAUUGAUGUCUAAUGGCUCUUAUAGUCGUCUCAGUGGUAAACAUGGUUCCACCCCUCUUCAUUUUGCACCUAGAUGUUCAGGUGUUGUUACAAAACUGUUGCAAGAGAAGCACUCAAAAUUGUUUGACACGGUUGAUGAAAAAGGAUUCACUGUGCUCCACCAAUGGGCAAAAAUAGGAGAUUUCGGCACAAUAGACUGUCAUUUCAUGUUCAAAAUACAUACUAUGCAGGCUAAAGCUUUCAGGGAAUUAAUAUACAAAGAAAAUAAGAAUGAGGGUGACAAUCCGUUGCACAUUGCAGCAAGGUUUAACAAAGAUGAUAACUAUUUUGUGGCACCAAUGUUGAAUAUUCAUGACUUUCAAUUAUUUGAUAAAUCAUGGAAGAAGUCUAAUUUUCCUCCUUGGAAAUCAAAGAACAAAAGAGCAGAUACACCUUUGCACUUGGCUUUAUAUUCAAAACAUGAAAAGAUUGCAUUGCACUUUUUAUACAGAGACUCAACAUUAUGUCAAAUUUGUAACAAAAAGGGUGAAAGCCCCCUCUUUGUUGCUGUUGCUACAGGAUGUGCUCAAGUUGUAGAAAGAAUUUUGAGAAUUUUGGAGGAGCCUGACUUUAGCAUUCUAAAUCGCAAUGAUGGACAAACUGUGCUUCAUAUGUUAAAAUUAUGUUCAGGUAAAGUUCUUUUAUUGCACCAUUUUCCUUUUAGGGAAGUCUCACAUUAAUCACUAUUUAUAUAAUGGGCAUACUUUCAUACACUUUUUGUGUUCAAACACCAAAUACCUUAUUUUCCUUACUCA
Molecule: messenger RNA, 1663 nt
Organism: Chenopodium quinoa (quinoa)
Lineage: Eukaryota; Viridiplantae; Streptophyta; Magnoliopsida; Caryophyllales; Amaranthaceae
Product: ankyrin repeat-containing protein At5g02620-like
Exons: 2
Coding region: 875-1588 (237 amino acids)
Molecular function (GO): protein binding
Source: RefSeq, a predicted model, not a curated record